Colletotrichum lupini is the source of this 123-nucleotide messenger RNA. RefSeq lists its product as uncharacterized. Lineage: Eukaryota; Fungi; Ascomycota; Sordariomycetes; Glomerellales; Glomerellaceae. The annotation marks the transcript as partial. The record is from RefSeq and is a predicted model, not a curated record. The transcript is spliced from 2 exons.
AAGCGAUUCCCUAAGGUAAUUAGCUUUAAUAAUAUUUAUAAUACUAAUCGUUUUAAGCUCCCUUUUUUUAAAAUUAUUAACGCGUUUAGCCUUAUUAAUAACGAGAGACAAAAGGGUUUUUAG